Molecule: messenger RNA, 869 nt
Organism: Phacochoerus africanus (Common warthog)
Lineage: Eukaryota; Metazoa; Chordata; Mammalia; Artiodactyla; Suidae
Gene: NUDT8
Product: nudix hydrolase 8
Exons: 4
Coding region: 159-791 (210 amino acids)
Molecular function (GO): coenzyme A diphosphatase activity
Source: RefSeq, a predicted model, not a curated record
UGGCUGGUGCUGCUUUGGAGGCCCCACCCGCCCAUGGGGACGGGAGACUCCUCCCGCGGUCCCCUCCCGGGCUUCCGAAAGACCUGGGAGUGUGAGUGCUGCCCUCUCUCCCUCGCGCGGCCCAGUGCCCUUGCUGUCCCGGCCGCGCCCCGCCGGACAUGCUGCCCGACUACCUGUCGGCGGAGGGCGAGCGGCGCUGCCGGCGACUGCUAGCGGAGGUCACAGCCCGGCUCCGCGCGCGGCCUGCGGCGGCCGCGGUAUUAGUGCCGCUGUGUUCUGUGCGCGGAGUCCCGGCGCUGCUCUACACGCUGCGGUCCAGUCGCCUGGCCGGGAGGCACAAGGGUGACGUCAGUUUCCCAGGUGGCAAGUGUGACCCCACUGACCGGGACGUAGUGCACACGGCCCUGAGGGAGACCCAUGAGGAGCUGGGCCUUGUUGUGCCGGAGGAGCAUGUAUGGGGUGUCCUGCAGCCUGUGUAUGACCAGCGCAAGGUCACUGUGGUGCCCGUGUUGGCUGGUGUGGGCCCACUGGAUCCCCAGAGCCUCAGGCCCAACCCUGAGGAGGUGGAUGAAGUGUUUGCCCUGCCUCUGACCCAUCUGCUGCAAGCACAGAACCAGGGCUAUACCCACUUCCGCCAGGGGGGCCACUUCCGCUACACACUGCCCGUCUUCCUGCACGGGCCGCACCGUAUCUGGGGGCUCACGGCCAUCAUCACUGAGUUCACCCUGCAGCUGCUGGCACCUGGUACCUACCAGCCCCGCCUGGCCGGCUUUAGCCUGUCCAGGCGCUGAAGGCCUGGCCCCGAGCAGCCCCCACCUUUGCGCUGCCAGGCCAGCCCCCUCCAGGACUAAAUAAAGAGCCUUCCCUGA